This is a messenger RNA of Sorex fumeus (smoky shrew), 2298 nucleotides long. RefSeq names its product EPS8 like 1 (gene EPS8L1). Gene Ontology annotation, cellular component: ruffle membrane; plasma membrane; vesicle. The record is from RefSeq and is a predicted model, not a curated record. Bases 40 to 2199 code for a protein of 719 amino acids. Gene Ontology annotation, molecular function: actin binding. The transcript is spliced from 20 exons. Gene Ontology annotation, biological process: regulation of Rho protein signal transduction; Rho protein signal transduction; positive regulation of ruffle assembly. NCBI's taxonomy places the organism in Eukaryota, Metazoa, Chordata, Mammalia, Eulipotyphla, Soricidae.
GCCACGGAGCAGGUGAGGAGCUGGGGACCCCUCACUACCAUGAGCACCCCUGCCGGCCCGGAAGCAGCCCCCAAACCCAGUGCCAAGUCCAUCUAUGAGCAGAGGAAACGUUACUCCACUGUGGUGAUGGCUGACGUCUCCCAGUACCUGGUGAAUCACCUGGUGACAUUCUGCCUGGGGGAGGAGGAUGGCGUGCACACAGUGGAAGACGCCUCCCGGAAGCUAGCCGUUAUGGACAGCCAGGGCCGUGUGUGGGCCCAGGAGAUGCUGCUGCGAGUGUCUCCGGACCAUGUCACGCUGCUUGAUCCGGUCUCCAAGGAAGAGCUGGAAUCCUACCCGCUGGGAGCCAUCGUGCGCUGCGACGCGGUGAUGCCGUCCUGCCGGAGCCGCUCGCUGCUGCUGCUGGUGUGCCAGGAGCCCGAGCGCUCGCAGCCCGACGUGCACUUCUUCCAAGGCUUGCGACUCGGGGCGGAGCUGAUUCGAGAGGACAUUCAAGGUGCUCUGCACAACUACCGCUCCGGACGCGGGGAGCGGAGAGCGGCAGCGCUCAAGGCCACUCAAGAUGAGCUGCAGCGCCGCCCCUCAACCGCCGCCGAGACCCCGCCCCUGCAGCGCCGCCCUUCGGUCCGCGCAGUCAUCAGCACCGCGGGGCAGGGCUCAGGGCGCGGGCGACCCCAAGCGGAGCCCAUCCCAGAGGCAGAGGAGGCGCGGAGGGCCCCCGCCGAGAUUGCUCGCAAUGACAAUCAGGGCUCGGACCCUGUCUCCCCCGGCCCGCGCGGCCCGGAGCUGGCUGGCCUGCAAGCAGAGAGGGACGUGGAUAUCCUAAACCACGUGUUCGACGAUGUGGAGAACUUCGUGUCCAGGCUGCAGAAGUCUGCGGAGGCAGCCCGCGUGCUGGAGCACCGGGAGCGCGGCCGCAGGACGCGGCGACGCGCAGCCGGAGAGGGUCUCCUGACGCUGCGAGCCAAGCCUCCCUCGGAGGCCGAGUACACCGAUGUGCUCCAGAAGAUUAAGUACGCCUUCAGCCUGUUGGCCCGGCUGCGCCGCAACAUCUCCAACCCGUCCUCCCCAGAGCUGCUGCACUUCCUGUUCGGACCUCUGCAGAUGAUCGUGGAUACGUCGGGAGGCCCCCAGUUCGCUAGUGGCGUGCGACGGCCCUACCUAACGUCCGAGGCGGUGACGCUGCUGAGGGACAACGUCACCCCACGUGAAAAUGCGCUCUGGACCUCCCUAGGGGACUCAUGGACCCGCCCAGGGCUGGAGCUGCCGCAAGAGGAUGGACCCGCAUACAGACCCGAGUUCUAUUGCGGCUGGGAGCCGCCAGCCACUGACCCUCAGGGUCGGCCCUGGGAGGACCCUGUGGAGAAGCAGCUUCUGCACGAGCGGCGGCGCCGACAGCAAAGCGCCCACCAUGUCGCUGUCAAUGGUCACCAAGACCCUGAGUCAGAGACUGAGCCCGAGCCAGAGGCGGAGCCAGAGACUGUCAGGAAGUGGGUCUUGUGUAAUUAUGACUUCGAGGCACGCAACAGCAGCGAGCUGUCUGUCAAGCACCGGGAUGUGCUAGAGGUCCUGGAUGACAAGCGCAAGUGGUGGAAGGUUCGGGACCAGCAGGGCCAGGAGGGAUAUGUGCCCUAUAAUAUCCUGACACCUCAUCCCGGACCCCAGGCAGGCAGCGGCCAAAGCCCUGCCCUCAACCUGAAUAGCACGACCCCGCCCCCACCAGCCCUGAUGUUGGCUUCGCCAUGGGGGAGGUCCCACUGGGACAGCUGUGAUAGCCUCAACAGUUUGGACUCCAGCGAAAAGGAGAAAUUCUGCCAGAUGAUCAGUAUCAACGAAGAACUGCAAGUGCGUCUGGCCCAGGGUCGCGCGGGCCCCAGCCGCGUUGCUUCGGGGCCCCGCGCGCAGGAGCCGCAGCUCAGCCCGCGCUCGGAUGCAGCGGAGGUCCGCGCGUGGCUGCAGGCCAAAGGCUUCAGCUCUGGGACCGUGGAGUCGCUGGGCGUGCUGACCGGCGCGCAGCUUUUCUCGCUGCAGAAGGAGGAGCUGCGGGCGGUGAGCCCUGAAGAGGGGGCGCGAGUUUACAGCCAGGUCACCGUUCAGCGCGCGUUGCUGGAGGACAAAGAGAACGUGUCCGAGCUGGAAGCGGUGAUGGAGAAGCAGAAAAGGAAGGUUGAGAGCGAAAUGGAGACAGAGGUUAUUUGACCCUCCCCAAACCUCCGUGGGAAACCAGACAAAUGCCCCCACCUAUGGAGCAGAUUCCUGCAAGGAUCACCACCUGUUCCGGCCCUGGUCGUGGACAAA